AUGUUUUCAUCUGGUGAAACUCCAGACACCCGUAGACGGGUUCUAAAACGUGCGCAUUCGGAAGAAAUUUUGGAAAGAAUCCCGCCCAAUUCUGAUAGACUUUUUGAGAAUUUACCCUGGUUAAACAUAAUGGCAGAUAUAGCUCUGACCGCUGCUAUUGCAGAGAUAAAGUUUAAACGCAUGCUGAACAAAGAGCUCUCCCAUUUCUCAGAGUCCAGCAAAUCAGGAAACCAGAUAUCAGAAUAUAUUUGUUCUACUUUCUUAGACAAACAGCAAGAGUUAGAUAUACCAACCCUUCGCCUAGAUGAAGAAAAAGAAGCCCCCAAACAGGCUCAACACAAGGAGCGAACCCGCGGAGCGCACACCACCAUGUCCCAAAUUUCCGGCGUCAACAGGAAGUUGUGUCACACAAACUCCUUCACCGGCGAGCGUCUGCCCACUCACGGAGUGGAGACCCCGUUCGAGGAGGAUUUGGGCAAAUGCCUGGGCGAAAUCGACAGAUGGGGCAUCGACAUCUUCCGCAUCGGCGAGAUGAGCAACGGCAGGCCGUUGACGUGCGUCGCUUACACGACGUUCACCAGCAGGGAUUUGAUGAAGCACAUGAUGAUCCCGCCGAAGACCUUCAUCACUUUCAUGAUGACGCUCGAGGAUCACUACUGCAAGGACAAUCCGUUUCACAACUCGUUGCACGCCGCCGAUGUAACGCAAAGCACGCACGUGCUGUUGAACACUCCCGCUUUGGAGAGCGUUUUCACUCCUUUGGAGAUAACCGCAGCGUUGUUUGCCGCCUGCAUACACGACGUCGAUCAUCCUGGUUUGACCAAUCAGUUCUUGAUCAACUCCAGUUCUGAAUUAGCUUUGAUGUACAAUGAUGAGAGUGUCUUGGAGAAUCAUCAUUUAGCCGUCGCGUUCAAGUUGUUGUCUAACGAGGGUUGCGACAUGUUUAUUAAUUUAUCAAGGAAACAGAGGCAGACCCUGCGCAAGAUGGUGAUAGAUAUGGUUUUGAGCACAGACAUGUCGAAGCACAUGAGUCUCUUGGCGGACUUGAAGACGAUGGUCGAGACGAAGAAAGUGGCCGGUUCGGGCGUGCUGUUGCUCGACAACUACACCGACCGCAUCCAAGUGCUGGAGAACUUGGUGCACUGCGCCGACCUGAGCAACCCCACCAAGCCCUUGGUGCUGUACAAGCGCUGGGUGGAUCUGCUGAUGGAGGAGUUCUUCCAGCAGGGCGACAAGGAGAGGGAGGCCAAGAUGGACAUCAGCCCGAUGUGCGACCGUUUGUCGGCCACCAUAGAAAAAUCGCAGGUCGGCUUCAUCGACUACAUCGUGCACCCGCUGUGGGAGACGUGGGCCGACUUGGUGCACCCGGACGCCCAGGAUAUCCUCGACACUUUGGAGGAGAACCGCGACUGGUAUCAGAGCGCGAUCCCGCCCAGCCCGCCGGCCGAGGAGGCCGCCGAUGCGCAACGGCCCGGCAUCAGGUUCCAGGUCACGUUGGAGGAGGGAGACGGGGAGAGCGAGGAGGGCGCUCCGAUGUGA
Brassicogethes aeneus is the source of this 1539-nucleotide messenger RNA. Lineage: Eukaryota; Metazoa; Arthropoda; Insecta; Coleoptera; Nitidulidae. The record is from the annotation of a GenBank genome assembly.